CUACAGUGUCUGCAAACACUUCAGCUUUUCUCCUGCACUGCCAGCCGUCUGCAUCUGCCACAGCCUCUCACUAUGGUGUCCCACAAGGAGUUCACGACUGCCGGAAAGGUUUCUGGUCUGCAGGUGUGGCGGAUUGAGAACAUGGACCUGAAACCGGUGCCCAAAAAUCUUCAUGGCAGCUUCUUUACAGGGGAUGCCUACAUUCUGCUGCACACCACCAGCGCACCCUCCUACUCUAUCCACAUGUGGCUGGGGAAUGAAUGCUCUCAGGAUGAAAGUGGUGCGGCGGCCAUCUUCUCCACACAGCUGGAUGACUUUCUUGGUGGCAGCCCUGUUCAGUUCCGCGAGGUCCAAAACAACGAGUCGCUCACCUUCCUGGGUUACUUCAAGUCCGGCAUCAAGUAUAUGCAAGGUGGAGUUGCGUCUGGCUUCCAUCACGUGUCGACCAAUGAUGUGAAUGUGAAACGUCUGCUGCACAUUAAGGGCAGGAGGGUCAUCAGAGCUACAGAGGUGGCGAUGUCCUGGGCCAGCUUCAACAAAGGAGACUGCUUUAUCGUCGACCUGGGGAAGGAUAUUUAUCAGUGGUGUGGCAGUGGCUGCAACCGAUUUGAGCGUCUGAAAGCCUCCAAGCUGGCUAUUGAUAUCCGGGACAACGAGAGGAACGGCAGAGCCAAGCUGGUCAUGGUGGAGGAGGACGCUGAACCAGACGCCCUGAUUCAAGCUCUCGGGCCCAAAUCCGAAAUCGCCCCUGCAACUCCAGACGAUGAGCAAGUAGAAAUCUCCAACAAGAACAAGGGGAAACUCUACAUGAUCUCCGACGCCUCUGGCUCCAUGAAAACAACAGAGGUGGCAGAGAAAAGCCCAUUCAAGCAGGAAAUGCUAAUCAAUACAGAGUGCUACAUCCUAGACAAUGGAGUCGACAACAAUGUGUUUGUGUGGAAAGGAUCAAAAGCAACCACAUCUGAACGUAAAGCAGCCAUGAGUGCAGCGGAGCAGUUCAUCAAAGAGAAGAACUACUCCAAAAAAACAAUGAUCCAAGUUCUGCCUGAAGGGGGCGAGACCACCCUGUUCAAGCAGUUUUUCUCUGACUGGAAGGACAAGUAUCAAACCACUGGCCCUACAAAGGCCUACACUAUUGGCAAAAUAGCCAAUGUGGAGCAGAUUCCUUUUGACGCCUCCAGCCUCCAUGACAACAAGACCAUGGCAGCCCAGCACAACAUGGUGGAUGAUGGUUCUGGAAAAGUCGAGAUCUGGCGUGUAGAGGAAGGAGCUCGUGUGCCGGUGGACCCCAAGACCUAUGGCCAGUUCUUUGGUGGAGACUGUUACCUGAUCCUCUACACCUACAAAAAGGAAACCAAAGAUCAGUACAUCAUCUACACCUGGCAGGGGCUGAAGUGCACUCAGGACGAGCUGGCAGCUUCUGCUUUCCUCACAGUCCAGCUGGACGACUCCAUGGGGGGAGCUCCAGUUCAGGUGCGUGUGACACAGGGUCAUGAACCUCCUCAUCUGAUGAGUCUGUUCAAGGGCAAACCAAUGAUAAUUCAUGCUGGAGGGACGUCCCGCAAAGAUGGCCAGACCAAGCCGGCUGCCACACGCCUCUUCCACAUCCGGCAGAGCACUUCUAAAGCCACUCGUGCUGUUGAGGUUGAACCAUCUGCAGCUAGCUUAAACACCAAUGAUGUGUUUGUGCUGAAGACGUCCGGAGGUGUGUUUGUGUGGAAAGGGGCAGGAGCCAGUGAUGAAGAAAUGGCUGCCGCCAAGUAUGUUGUGAGUGUGCUUGGAGGACAAUCCACAGAUGUGCCAGAGGGUAAAGAACCAGAGUCAUUCUGGGCGGCUUUGGGAGGGAAAAAGGACUAUCAGAAAUCCCCAGCUCUUCAACGUACUAUCAAACCUGCACGUCUGUUUGGCUGCUCCAAUAAAACUGGCCGGCUAGUUGUUGAGGAGGUUCCUGGAGAUUUCACUCAGUCAGAUCUGGCCACCGAUGAUGUCAUGUUGCUUGACACCUGGGAUCAGAUCUUUCUUUGGAUUGGUAAUGAAGCCAAUGAAGUCGAAAAAACUGGGUCACCAAAAAUCGCUAAAGAUUAUGUGGAGUCUGAUCCCGCUGGCCGUUGCGGGCUGGCCAUUACUACCAUAAAGCAGGGGUCCGAGCCUCCAACCUUCACCGGGUGGUUCCACGCGUGGAAUGCAAACCUGUGGGACACCGACGCUCUGGCCAAAAUCCAGGCUCGCUUUUGAACCCAGUACUGCGUCCUUGUCUUUUCGUAUACAAGCACUUCCUGUUCCUGUGCCAUGAAUUGCAGCUUUCUUUCAGAUUGUUGAACUGCCCGUCUCACUUUAAGGUGCACUUUGUAUUUUUGGGGGGCUUUACAUUCUUGUUUGCCAAAAAUGGUAGUGGGGAUCGGAUGUAUCUAGUAUGGAUGUAACUUGCCAUCAUAGAAAUGAAAUCAAAUAGCUUAUUUAGUUCUCGUCAAACAAACAGUUUAUAUUUUAAAAGAGAGAAAAUUAAGUUUUUUUUUUUUAAGUUAGUCUAUUUAACUACAGUUUUAUUGAGCAUAAAGUCAUAUAAAAUGGAUUUUUAGUUGUGUACUUAAAGAUCUGGCUGUGAGAAUUGUCAUUUUUUAAAAUGCACUCAUAAUAGUAAAUUAAAGUCGCCCUAUGAUGCCCUUGUGAUUUUGCUGAAAGUCUUUUGACUAUUUAUUUGGUUUCUCUGAUUUUUAAAACCUGUUUACAUGUUAGUAAAAUUUCUUUUUCUUUCUUUCUUUCUUUCUUUCUUUCUUUCUUUUUUUUUUUUACACACAAGCCACUGAUAUGUUUCCAGCUUGUACUUUGAUGUUAUGUUAAAUAAAUUUUGAGUUGGUUUUGCUGUA
Molecule: messenger RNA, 2867 nt
Organism: Danio rerio (zebrafish)
Lineage: Eukaryota; Metazoa; Chordata; Actinopteri; Cypriniformes; Danionidae
Gene: scinlb
Product: scinderin like b
Cellular component (GO): lamellipodium; cytoplasmic vesicle; cytoskeleton
Molecular function (GO): actin filament binding
Source: RefSeq, marked validated